Molecule: messenger RNA, 8710 nt
Organism: Ruditapes philippinarum (Manila clam)
Lineage: Eukaryota; Metazoa; Mollusca; Bivalvia; Venerida; Veneridae
Product: solute carrier family 12 member 6-like
Exons: 25
Coding region: 551-3937 (1128 amino acids)
Biological process (GO): potassium ion homeostasis; cell volume homeostasis; chloride transmembrane transport
Cellular component (GO): membrane
Molecular function (GO): potassium:chloride symporter activity
Source: RefSeq, a predicted model, not a curated record
AGCCUGAUUUUCUAUGGCGUUUUGUGAAAUUGUUAUGUAACACUGAAUAAAUAUAUAUAUAUCUUCUUUUCUACUAUCAGGGAAAUUUACCGAUUUAUAGUUUUAUUAUUGAGGAAGAUGUAAAAUAGUUUUGUUGAUGUGUGUGUGUUUGUGUGUCUGGUUGAUUUGGAUAGGUAAUAGUAGAAUAAUAUGAGGAAAAUAUUGGAUUUAUGUGACUUAAAUAAUAAAUAGGGAAAAUAAUUUGCGAAUUAUUAAAUUGUGAUUUUCUGAAAUUUGUUAUUCUAUAGGUUACCUUUUGAAAUAAUGUUAAUGAAACUUAUUGAACUUUUUUUUUUCUGUUUUAGUAAGUAAAAUAUAGGAAGAAUAUAGGAAUAAAAAUAUUUGUGUAUGUGGAGGAGUUAUGCAAUUUAAAGUGUAUUGGAUAUUAUUAUGAAGGGGAAUUGAUGUUAGGAUUAUUUGAAGAUAAAGGAGUUGAAGAAACAACAAUGUUGGAAAAUUGGUAAAUAAUUAUACUAGUGAAUUAACAGAUUUCAAAUAAGAAAAGGGAAAAAUGGUGAAGAAAUUUAGUAUAGAGGAGGUACCGGUUGAAAAUAACAUUCCAUUAGAGCCUCUCUUACCUCAAGGUGCCAGUAAUGACACCCCUCGUAAACAGUCCUCGGGUAGUGAGGAUAAACAGUCCUCGGGGAGUGAGGGUAAAGAGGUGACUGUAGACAAUACCUCACCGGAACAUUCAUCAGGUAACGUGUCACCUGAACAACAGAAGAGUCCUCAUAAAAAAGAACUUUUACCAACUAUCACCGUGACAACAGCCAAUGGCGACCAUGUGAUCACGAGACUUAAACGAGCAGACGACAAGGAAGGAGAUGAUACGUCCCAGCACAAUGAGCAGCAGUAUUUGGCCCUGGCUGAUGAACUAUCACGAGCAUCUUCCUAUUCUAAUCAAAUGGCAUUGUAUGAGGAUGAUAUACAUCACCAGGGUAAAAUAUCGGCUCUCCUGAAUCGACUGGCAAAUUACCAUGCAGGAAUAGAACCAAAUACUAGCGAGAGAAAGAAAACACAAGCAAAGGCUCGACUAGGAACAUUACUUGGUGUAUAUUUGCCAUGUAUACAGAAUAUUUUCGGAGUGUUGUUGUUUAUCCGUAUGACAUGGAUUGUUGGUAUGGCGGGAGCUAUAGAGGGGUUUCUUAUUGUUAUAGUCUGUUGUAGUUGUACAAUGUUGACAGCUAUAUCUAUGAGUGCCAUUGCAACAAAUGGUGUGGUACCAGCGGGCGGGUCCUAUUUCAUGAUCUCUCGAGCCCUUGGACCCGAGUUUGGAGGAGCUGUAGGGAUACUGUUCUAUCUAGGGACCACAGUGGCAUCUUCUAUGUAUAUUAUAGGAGCCAUUGAAAUUCUUGUGACAUACAUGGCACAGGAGAUUUCACUGUUUGGGGAUGUAUCAGUACAGAGUAAUGCGUUGAACAAUUACCGUGUGUACGGUACGGCCGUUCUUUUACUACUUGGUAUCAUAGUGUUCAUUGGUGUGGCGUUUGUGAGCAAGUUUGCGACAUUAUCUCUGGCGUGUGUCAUCUUGUCUAUACUGUGUAUAUACAUCGGAAUAUUUGCCGCCAGUCCUGAUCGUAGCAUGCAGAUUUGUUACCUGGGAGACAGGUUGCUAACGUCAGAUUCUGUGACAGUGGAUGGUGUGAUGAUGUGUAUAAAGAACUCGACAGGGCCGAUAUAUAAGAAAUUUUGCCAUCUAGACGGAAAUGAGACAACAUGUGACCAAUUCUUUAAAGAAAAUGUGGCCUACACUAAACCUGGUAUUCCAGGACUUGCCAGCAAUGUCUUUCAAGAUAAUUUACACAACAAGUACACGUAUUCUGGUAACAUAAUAGGACAGAAGAUUGCAGGAGACCGUGAUCGUGGUGAAAUUAUUGCAGAUAUCACGUCAUCUUUCAUGGUUCUACUGGCCAUCUACUUCCCGUCUGUCACAGGUAUAAUGGCUGGUUCUAACAGAUCAGGUGACCUUGAGGAUGCCCAGAAAUCUAUUCCAAUAGGAACAUUGUCAGCAAUAACAACAACCAGUAUUGUCUACAUAACAUGUACUUUCUUCUUUGCUGGAACAAUAGAAGGUGAUUUACUGAGGGACAAACUUGGUGAGAGUAUUGAUGGAGGUUUGGUUGUAGCGUUCCUGGCUUGGCCGACAAAAUGGGUGAUUCUGAUUGGCUCUUUCCUAUCAACUGUUGGAGCAGGUCUCCAGUCACUUACAGGAGCACCAAGGUUGUUACAGGCCAUUGCUAUGGAUGGAGUAAUUCCAGUGAUCAACUUUUUCUCUGUGACCACCAAGCGAGGAGAACCUUUCAGAGCAUUAUUACUAACACUGGCUAUAUCUGAAAUAGGGAUCCUCAUAGCAAAUCUAGAUGUGGUCGCACCUGUUAUAACUAUGUUUUUCCUGAUGUGUUAUGGUUUUGUGAAUAUGGCAUGUGCACUGCAGACCCUGUUGAGGACUCCUAGUUGGAGACCAAGGUUUAAAUUCUACCAUUGGACUCUAUCAUUAGUAGGUCUAGGACUAUGUGUGGUAUUGAUGUUUAUAUCCAGCUGGUAUUAUGCUAUCACUGCCAUGGCUAUAGCAGCAUUUGUCUACAAGUACAUUGAAUAUAAAGGUGCUGAGAAGGAAUGGGGAGAUGGUAUACGAGGUUUGGCUAUGUCAGCUGCCAGGUACUCUCUCCUGAGAGUACAACAGGGGCCGCCACAUACCAAAAACUGGAGGCCUCAAUUGUUAGUGUUGUUUAAACUAGAUGAUCAACUACAGCCAAAAUAUCCCAAAAUGGUGGAAUUUGCUGCACAGUUAAAAGCUGGGAAAGGAUUAACACUAGUAACGAGUGUGCUGGAAGGAAAAUGGACAGAAAGAUAUGCAGAUGCUCAGGCUGCCAAACAGAAUCUACAGAAAGUGAUAGAUCAGACAGGAGUGAAAGGGUUUGCUGAUGUUGUUGUCACAGAGAGUGUCACCAGUGGACUCUGUCAUCUAGUACAGAAUUCAGGUUUAGGAGGUCUCAGACACAACACAGUAAUGUUGGGCUGGCCAUACGGUUGGAGACAUAACAUAGAUGAAAGGAGUUAUAAAGUCUUUCUUGAUACUGUGAAUAAUAUUGGUGCAGGACAAAUGGCGUUACUUGUGAUAAAGGGAGCUACUCAUUUCCCAUCCAGUUCAGAGAAGUUGAAGGGUACAAUAGAUAUAUGGUGGAUAGUUCAUGAUGGUGGUUUACUGAUGUUGCUACCAUUCUUGCUAAAACAACAUAAAACCUGGAAAAAUUGUAAACUUAGGAUAUUUACUGUAGCUCAGCUUGAAGACAACACUAUACAGAUGAAGAGUGACUUACAGAAGUUUAUGUACCAACUUAGAAUACAGGCAGAUGUUGAAGUCGUAGAAAUGGCAGAAAGUGAUAUAACAGCUUACACAUACGAGAGAACAUUGAUGAUGGAACAGAGGACAGAGAUGUUAAAGAACAUGAGAGUUGGUAAAAUACAACCACAGACUAUUGUAGAUAAUAGCCGAGCCUCACUUCCUGAAGUCAAAGUGAAGUUAGACACGGUGACUGAAGAAUCUACUACAGAUGAGGAGAAGUUGUCAGAGAGAAAUCAGUAUACAUUCUCACCCAACUUUAGACAGGAAGGUGUGUCCAUGGAGGAAAUGGCCUCCUCCAUCAACAAAAAUGUCCUUGAUAUUAAACCAGAUCAAAAGAAUGUACGUAGAAUGCACACAGCUGUCCGUCUAAAUGAGGUGAUAAUACAGAAAUCUCAUGAAGCCAAACUUGUGAUAUUGAAUCUUCCAGCUCCACCAAAGAAUGAGUCAGGUGAACUGAACUACAUGGAAUUUUUGGAGGUUCUCACUGAAGGUCUAGAUAAUGUGCUGAUGGUAAGAGGAAGUGGAAGUGAGGUCAUCACUAUCUAUUCAUGAUGUCAUCAAUUUAUGUGUACCAAAAAGAUUCAAGCAAGGUCAUCACUAUUGAUUCAUGAUUUCAUCAGUUUAUGUGUACCAAAAAGAAUCAAGCAAGGUCAUCACUAUUCAUGAUGUCAGCAAUUUAUAUGUACCAAAAAGAAUCAAGUUAGGUCAUCACUAUUUAUGAUAUCAUCAUUGUGUGUAACAAGAUUAAAAGUGUUUGCUGUACUCAUGAUGUCAUCAGUUUGUGUGUACCAAGAAGAUGGGAGUGAGAUCAUUGUUAUGUUCAGGAUGUUUAGGGUAGAUCUAGUUUUAGAUAUUUUACUUUUAAGCUACAUAAAAACAUAAUUUCAAUUUUAGUUCACAAGUUUCCUUGUUGUUUCGGUGGGAAAUAAGACAAUUAGGGAACAUUGAUAAUAUUACAUUAAAAACUCUUGCGUAAUAAGGAAAAUGUGAGAAAUUGUGAACAAUCAGAUAUAAAUUACACAUAAAGUAAUAGAUCUAGUAAAAUAGUAGUAUCUUGCCCUUUGCGGCAGAUGUUAUUAGUUUGUGUAACAAGUUUAUGUGUACUAAGAAGAUGAAAGUGCAGUGAUUUUUCACCUUAUAUAACUGAGGCUUAUAAAAGGCCUCUUUCCAAUUGAAUUUUUCUUUGAAAUCAUAUGGUUUUCCCAAAAAUCUGAACUUACACCAGCUUUUUUACUUUGCAAAUUGGAAAUUUUAGCUACAAAUUUUCUCAAAAGCUAAGGCCUCAUCCCAAUGAAGUGAGAAAAAUCACUGAACAGAUGUUGUUGAGCUAUAAUGAUUAUGUUGCAGUUUUAUAUGUACCAAGAAAGAAAAUAAGGUCAACAUGAAAUUAGAGUUUGACAUGCAAUAAUGUCUAUUAAGAUUGUUAUAACCACUGAUUUGUUAUAGCACCUUGUUUUUAUCUCUAUAAGAAGUGUUGGUCAAGUUGUACAAUGGUUAAAGCAGCAUGCCUCCAAAUUCAUACCAAUUUUCAUAAAAAGUUUGAAAAUGUAUUAAAAAGUAAAAUAUUUAAAAGUGAACAAAGAAAAAAAAUAACACAUUGCAAAUGACACUUUCAAUCCAUGUAAAUUACCAAAUAAGUGUCAGAAUAUUCAAAAACACUCUUACUGUGUUAGUCAUGCAUUAGAAAUAAGGUGAUAAAUACUUCAAAAUCAGACAUUUAUUGCAUGUAAAAUGUAAAUAAUUAUAAGAAUUAUUAAAAUGUGAUCUUUUAUAAAAUCUUAGAAUUUUUUUCUUAAAGUUGUUUUUGUCAAAAAAUUUGACUCUUCUGGAGGCAUGCAGCUUUAAUGGUAUAAAAAUAAUAUGAAGUAAAAAGAGGGAAAUGAAAUAUGUUUAUUAUUUUGUGAAGUAAAAUUUUUUAGUAAUUUUUAUGCACAUAUAUCACUUAUUUAUUGACUGUUUAGCAUGUCAUAAUAAUUUUAUGAUGACAUAAAAUCUUGUAAUGUCCCUGUAAUAGGUUGCUCUCCCCUCCUACCACCUGCCAAACAAUUUUAAAGUGAUAAAGUUACUUUUAAUUGUAAAUAUUUAGAUAAUUGAAAAAUACAUUUGUGAUCAUGCUUAUUAUUUUUACUAAUCUGAAAGUCUUACAAUCCCAGUAUUUUAAAAUAAAAUUGAUUUUGUCCCUAGGUUUUUAAUAUAUAUCAGUAAAAGAGUCACCUUUUAUGCCAUGUCCUUUGGAAUAAUUUAGUCUGGUUGUAUUUUACAUGACUGCAUUUAUGAGGGUACCAAGAAAUCAUUAUACAUGUAAAAACAUUUUUUUAAAGAUCUGAUGAUUGGUUUUUGUUUACAAGUUUCAAGAUAUUAAAAACUAAUGUGAUUUUUAACAUGUCUCAAUAACUUUGAAAUGUUUCUUUGAAAUGUAAAUAUUUUCAAAAUAAUCCUGUUUAAGUACCCCUGUAUUUUUGUUGUUGAUUUUUUUAACAAAUAUAAAAGUGAUUUAUUCUUAAACACGAGGUUGUUAAUAUGACAAGUUUUUUGUAUGAUUAAAUAGAUCAUAAUUGAUUGAUAGAUUGAAAGCAUUUAAUUAUCUUUGUGCCAUUUCAUUGGGUAUUUGAACUAAAUUUAGUUGAGACUUCUUAAUAAAUCUGCUGCCAGUGUUAUUUGUAACUUUUAUAAUUGAAGUGAGCACCCUUUUAACUAGUUAAGUGUUCAUAACAUAUUUUAUUUUGAAGAGUAAAUAACAUAAUAAACAACAUGUAUCAUAAAUUAGGAAAUUAAACUAAUAAUACAAACCGACUUUUUAUCAGUUAUUUUUUUCUUUUGUUUUUUAAAACUAUAGUCAUGACAAAACUGUGUUCAAAUGAUUUGGGGAUGGUUGUUUAUUAAUUGUUUUUUUAAGGUUACGUUGAAAUGUGUCGUUUUUUGUUUUUUUUUGUAUAAAUGAUGUUGUUUCUGGAAAUGAAGCAGAUGUUUUGGUAUAUGAAAUUGUGUUUUAAAACAGGAGUAAGGCACUGGUAAUGCUUUUACAAGAGAAGGAAAUUAUUUUGUUUAAUGGAACUGUGUAAAAGAUGUCAAGAAAAAGGAUUCUUUUAACAUUUUAUAGACAUUAUUGAAUUUAACAGGUAUCAAAUGUCUUUUUGUCUAAUCAUAUUUUAUUGCUAAUAUACACAUGUGAAUAUACAGAGAAACAAAUUGAUUUUGAAAUAACAAAUAGCAAAAGGGCGGGGCCCAAGUUCUUACAACAUUAGCAAUCGGUUCUUCCCCUCAAAUGUCUUGAAGUGAAAAUGUAAAUAUGUAAAAAUGUAUUAUGUUAAUGAAUGUGAGACUGUUGACUUUAAACAGGAGUAUAAAAAUGUGUUUGCUUACAAGAAUGAAAAAAAACAUUAUGUUCAUUUCAAUAAUUUAGAUUACUCUAUGUUAAGUAAAGAAUGUGGAGUUUACAUGAAUAUGACAACUUAAGAGUACUGUUUACAUGAAUAGGACAAUUUUAGAAUACUGUUUAUAUGAAUAUGACAAGUUUAGAAUACUGUUUACAUGAAUAAAUGGAGUUGUGUUCCUAUUAGGAGAGUUAAUUUAGCUCUAUAUUGAUGUUAAAUUGUUGUUAAUUCUACAUGUCAAAAACAUACAUUUGUUGUAUAAAUUUGUGAUAAAGCUAUAUUUUAUUGUUUAGUGUAUAUACUGCAUGCAGCUAGUCUGUGUCUAUUAUUGUGUUAUUUUAUUAUGCUUUAUUAUGUAUAUAUAUCAUGUGUGAAAAGUAACUUUCUUUGUUCAGUUUACUGGCAUAUAGUAACGCUUCCAUAUUGUCUCUUCCAGUAAACACAGUAUCUAGACAUAUUUUUGUACCAUUUUGCUGUUUUAAACUAGCACACUUUGUGAUAUUUAUUCCUGUAAGAAUUGUUUUAAAAAACUACGGCAUUUUGUCUGUCAUUAUAUUGGUUGCAUGUUGAAGUUAUCAAGCAGUGGGAGCCUGUAGGUUAAUCAAGUUUUGACCAUUAUUGAAUCUCUAUAACUUUGUUCUAGAUCUAAUUAUUCAAGAAUUAUGUUAAAAAAUUGACUUUGUGUAGGUUAUUUGAAUUUAAUUGGAAGUUAAUGAUCUUGAUAAAAUCAGAAUUUCAUGUACAUAAAAAAUAUUGAGUGAGACUAAAAAAAAGGAUUGGAGCACCACACUUAAAAUCGUAUGCCGGUAUAUACCGGACAAGGCGCUUGAACGAUAAAAUGCCAAAAUCUUGCUUUUUCACCCAACGGAAUGAACUUAAAAACGUCUAUUUCAUCUUUUCACACCGAUUUAUGUCUGAUAAUUAAUGAAAAAUGUAAAAAUCGGCGAAAAAACGAUAUUUGUCUAUUUUGUGAUCAUGAUUUCUGCAAGUGUCUACAGGUACUGCUCCAUUCCUGUAUUGAGAUAAAUCAAAAAAUAUGACAUAUACUAUAUUUAAAAUUUUGUGUUCAGUGGACAAAAGUAGCAGUCAAUAAUAGUUUAUGAUGAAAAGUUUAUUGCAUAUAUACAUGUAGCUUGUACAGUGAAACAGUGAAUUUGACCAUAUUAUAAUAAACCACAAACAGUGAAUUUGAUAUUUUGUUGAAAGACCCUGGUAAACACAGUUAAACAAUUUGUAUGAUGUAUCCAUAUAAUAUAAUAGAAUUAUAGAUUAAAUGAAGCCAGUAUUAUAUAUAGAUACUUGGUCCCGCACAUUAUUUACUUUACCUGCAUUUAUUUGUUGUUCCUAGUGGCAGGGCCAUGCAUAUCUUGUGUUCCGAGAAUCUUGUGUAUUGUUUUAAUAUACGCACAUACAUUGUAUUUGCUAGAUGAAAGUAUUAUUAUAGCUUAUAUUUUCAUUUUAUAUAGGGAAUUUUUUUUAUGUAUUUUGUUUAUUUAGUUUUAUAAAUGUGUUCUAUAGCAUUGUGGGGUUUUAUUUUUUUGGUUUUUAAUAAUCUUAUUUUAAGUUUGUAUUUAUUAUUUAGUUGUAAUGCUGCUGCAAUAAAUUGUUGUUGGUUUUGUUUUUGUAAUUAUGUAUUUAUUUUUCUUCUGUUGAAAUUCAACAAUUUAUAGAUUAAUUAAGGUGAUAGAUUAGAGCAAGGGUUUUAUUUUAAAAGUAUGAGUUUAAAUCAAACUGAGGUGUUUUUAUACUCAUUAUAAGUUGUUAAAUUAUUUAAUAUUGGGGAAAAAAAGUUAAGCUGAUUAUAUUUGGUACAUGAUGUCAGUUAGAAACAUACAGAGCUUAUAUGUUUCAGUAUAUACCUUUAAGUUUAAUAACAUUGUUAUAUAAUGAUAGACAAAGUCUUUUCUACUGAUAUUUCAAAUGGUAUCAACUUGUUUAUUUUGUUACCUAU